This is a messenger RNA of Eutrema salsugineum, 1112 nucleotides long. RefSeq names its product xyloglucan endotransglucosylase/hydrolase protein 22. The transcript is spliced from 2 exons. The coding region runs from base 93 to 941 and encodes 282 amino acids. Lineage: Eukaryota; Viridiplantae; Streptophyta; Magnoliopsida; Brassicales; Brassicaceae. Gene Ontology annotation, biological process: cell wall biogenesis; xyloglucan metabolic process. Gene Ontology annotation, cellular component: cell wall; apoplast. Gene Ontology annotation, molecular function: xyloglucan:xyloglucosyl transferase activity; hydrolase activity, hydrolyzing O-glycosyl compounds. The record is from RefSeq and is a predicted model, not a curated record.
CAUUCGUCCAUAAACCCUCAAAAUCACAAACCAAAACCCAAUAGAAGAAGAACAACAACAAACAAAUAAAAACCCCAAAAACAAAACUCUAAAUGGCGACCAAUUACUUCCUUCCUCUGUUUCUUUCUCUUAUCAUCUCCUCUGUUUCAGCUAAUUUUCAAAGAGACGUCGAGAUAACUUGGGGAGAUGGACGUGGACAGAUCAAGAACAAUGGAGAGCUUCUCACUUUAUCUCUUGACAAAUCCUCUGGAUCUGGUUUCCAGUCCAAAAACGAGUACUUGUUUGGUAAAAUCGACAUGCAAAUGAAGCUCGUCCCUGGAAACUCCGCAGGAACAGUCACUACACUCUACCUGAAAUCACCUGGAACAACAUGGGACGAGAUUGACUUCGAGUUUUUAGGGAAUCUAAGUGGAGAUCCUUACACACUUCACACGAAUGUCUACACACAAGGCAAAGGAGACAAAGAACAGCAAUUCAAACUCUGGUUCGACCCAACAGCUGAUUUCCACACUUACACGAUUCUGUGGAACCCACAACGAAUCAUCUUCACCGUCGAUGGAACUCCGAUCAGAGAAUUCAAGAACAUGGAAUCUGUAGGCACUCUGUUUCCCAAGAACCGACCAAUGAGGAUGUACUCUAGUCUCUGGAACGCAGAUGACUGGGCCACGAGAGGUGGUUUGGUGAAAACCGAUUGGUCUAAAGCUCCUUUCACUGCUUCGUACCGUGGAUUCAACCAAGAGGCUUGCGUUUGGUCUAAUGGCAAGUCUUCUUGUCCAAGUGGCUCGAAACAGGGGACUACUGGCUCGUGGCUGUCACAGGAGCUUGACUCAACUGCUCAAGAGAGGAUGAGAUGGGUGCAGAGAAACUACAUGAUCUAUAAUUACUGUACCGAUUCGAAAAGGUUCCCUCGAGGCCUUCCUAAAGAGUGCUUAGCUGCGUAGAGAGUAAAGAGUUGAGAAGAGAAACAAAAAAGUCUAGUUUAUUAUUUUUUCUUUGUUGGUUAUGAAAAUUCUUUUGUUUUUAUUGGUAGAUCACAUGAAUUAUAUUGAUUCGUUUGUACUAAUUUGUUAAUGCAAUAUUCUCUUUGUUACAACAAUAUAUCUUUUUUCACU